Molecule: messenger RNA, 2613 nt
Organism: Uranotaenia lowii
Lineage: Eukaryota; Metazoa; Arthropoda; Insecta; Diptera; Culicidae
Gene: SrpRalpha
Product: signal recognition particle receptor subunit alpha homolog
Exons: 5
Coding region: 221-2098 (625 amino acids)
Biological process (GO): SRP-dependent cotranslational protein targeting to membrane
Cellular component (GO): endoplasmic reticulum membrane; signal recognition particle receptor complex
Molecular function (GO): signal recognition particle binding; ATP hydrolysis activity; GTPase activity
Source: RefSeq, a predicted model, not a curated record
UGUCGCAAGUGACAUUUAUCGUACUACGUGUUUACAUUCAUUGUGCUGAGUUGUCAGGAGAAUCUGAAAAAAAUCUAUCGUCGCAGCUCAUAUCAGUUUACUCGUACAGCGAAAAAACCAUCUAGAAGAAAGUACACACAUAUUUAGGAGGAGUUAGUUCAACAAACCAGAGCUUCUAAACUAUAUUUAGGCGAGCGGUUUACAGUCAGAUCACGACGCAAUGUUGGAUUUGUUCACAAUCUUCACCAAAGGUGGAAUUGUCCUCUGGUGCUUUCGGGGAACCGAGCAAAUGUUCGCCCCGUCGGUCAAUGCCUUGAUUCGAAGUGUGAUAUUACAGGAACGUUCCGGUGUCUAUGAUCACAACGGGCUCUCGCUGCAGUACAAGCUGGACAAUGAGUUCGAGUUGGUUUUCGUUGUAGCUUUCCAGAAAAUUCUACAACUUUCCUACAUCGACAAAUUUCUUAGCGAUGUUCAUCUGGAGUUUCGCGACAAAUACAAGAAUGAUUUGAGAUCGGAAAAUCGAAACUAUACAAACUUUGAGUUCCAGGGUGAUUUUACCAGGAUUCUUGAGCAGGCGGAAAAGUGGGGUCGACUUCAGGCAAAGUUGCCGAAGGCUAUGCGUAGCUAUGAGGAGUCCCACAAAUCUAAGAAGACGGUGGCUUCGAUGAUUGAAAGGAAGGGUGAAGAGAAACCAGCUACCAGUGCGAAAAAGUCUGUUAAGAUAGUAGAAAAUAAGACGGAAAGUGUAGAAUUUGUGGCUCCUGUUCAACAGAACGGAGGGAAUGACGAUUUGAUUAUGGAAAAUCGUAAAAAAAUGAUGGAGAAAAUGAACAAGCCGAAAAAUAAGGGCGAUAAACCAAAAUCGCCGAAAAGUCCUCCACCACAGAAGGGCAAGCAGAUGCGAAAGUGGGAGUUGGGCGGUAACUCGAAAGAUUUGGCUGAUUUGGAUCGCUCAAAGGAUAAGCCCGAUGAUGUGCGCAGUGACUUUACUCCGAAUAAUCAAAUGAUCGGUAGCAUGAAAGGUGGUAUACAAGAUCUUGAGGUUGAUAGCGAUAGCGAUUAUUCAGAAGAGGAGGACGAGCAAGAAGUUCAACAAUACGCUAGUCGGCAGGCGGCUCCUGUUGCCAAAAAAUCUGGUGGAAUGUUUUCUCUGUUCAAGGGAUUGGUUGGUUCAAAGAAUCUUACUCGGGAGGACAUGCAACCAGCUUUGGACAAACUGAAGGACCAUCUCAUCUCUAAAAAUGUGGCAGCUGACAUUUCUCAAAAAUUGUGCGAAUCUGUAGCUGUUAAGCUGGAAGGAAAAGUCCUCGGAACCUUCGAUACGAUCGCAGCAACGGUUAAAAAUACCCUUACCGAAGCUUUGGUUCAAAUUCUGUCGCCAAAGCGUCGUGUCGACAUUCUCCGAGAUUGUUUGGAGGCCAAGAAAAACAAGCGACCAUACGUGAUGAGCUUCUGCGGGGUGAAUGGUGUUGGAAAAUCUACCAACUUGGCAAAGAUCUGCUUCUGGUUGAUUGAGAACAAUUUGAAUGUGCUUAUUGCUGCUUGCGAUACAUUCCGUGCGGGUGCUGUUGAGCAGCUCCGCACCCAUAUGAGGCAUUUGAAUGCGCUCCAUCCACCGGAAAAACACGCUGGCCGAAAUAUGGUUCAGCUCUACGAAAAAGGGUACGGUAAAGAUGCUGCUGGUAUAGCCAUGGAGGCUAUUCGACAUGCUCACGAUUCUGCGAUCGAUGUAGUUCUCAUCGACACGGCUGGCCGUAUGCAGGAUAACGAACCACUGAUGCGAGCUUUGGCCAAGUUGAUAAAAGUCAAUGAACCCGAUCUGGUGCUGUUUGUCGGAGAAGCUCUGGUCGGCAAUGAAGCAGUUGAUCAGCUGGUUAAAUUUAACCAGGCUUUGGCGGAUUACUCUUCCAAUGAAAAUCCUCAUAUUAUCGACGGAAUCGUUUUGACGAAAUUUGACACCAUUGACGAUAAAGUGGGAGCCGCUAUUUCUAUGACUUAUAUUACUGGACAGCCGAUUGUUUUCGUUGGAACCGGACAGACCUACACGGAUUUGAAAAAACUCAACGCCAAAGCCGUAGUUCAUGCGUUGAUGAAGUAAAACGAUUGUAUUUCAACAUCCAAAAAUAGUGUUGCAUUCAAUCUUUAGUAGAAACUUUAGCAUCUUCCACCUCAAGUUUUUGCAUUCCCUUGAUAGCUAUUUGAUAUAACAGCAAACAAAUUCGAAAUACACCACCGUAAAAUGUAUAGUUCAUUCCAACUAGUCAAGCAAGUGGAGCAACACAAAUUGAAAACACAUUUAGCUGCCUAACAACGUUGGAUGAUACGUUAAACCUCACAUUUCAUAUACCUACCUACUUCUCUUCAACAGGAAUCUAUGGUCCAAUUUUUCAAGAACUUUAUGUCAAAUAUCGAUGUAUAUUACUCAUUCUUUUUUGUUAAUGGAUGUCUGCACUUCUCUAUCAAUAUGCCUAUUUUGCAUUGUUAUGUUGUCUCUAGAUUGUGGCAGUUUAUUUUUUGUUACUUAUAUGAAAACUCAACCAGUUAAUUGUAGAUACAGACAUGGCAAGUGGGAAGCUAAUCUGAAUUAAAGAAGGAUAUGUUUUUACAACGGAA